GGCGAGCGGCACAGUAGGAGGAGUAGAGUGACGCUGGUGCGCACCUGACUAGGCCGAGGCGGACAGGGCUCCAGGCGGCGGCGGGCCACGGAGAGCAACCGGGCGAAGAAAGAUUGUCGCUUGACAGUAUGGAAGGGGCUAAGUCAGGGGUCUUGACAGCGCGAGUCGCCAGACAUAUGAGUAGGGUAUGGCGAGAAGUCGAACCUGUGCUCUGGUUUGGAGCAACUGCUGGUUUGUGUUGGGCGGCGUGGAGGUACUACCAAUACCGCGUCUGCCUACGCAACUAUGGCCGGAAGAUGGGGCCGUGCUCGGGUGAUCCAGUUAUCGGGCGCGACGGCGAAAUCGACCGUGUAAUCUGCAUUCUCUGCCGCCGGACCAAGAACUGUGCUGCGCUCGUCGGCGAGGCUGGGGUCGGCAAGACGGCCAUCAUGGAGGGCCUCGUCCAGCGCAUUGCCAGCGGGAAAGUCCCUGCCAAGCUUGCCGGAGCACGUGUGGUAGAGCUCGACCUCGGGGCCAUGGUGUCCGGGGCUAUGUUCCGCGGUAUGUUUGAGGAGCGGCUCAAGGAUGUGAUAAAGAGUGCCGAGGAUGAAGACGGCAAGGUGAUCCUGUUCAUCGAUGAGAUGCAUUUGCUGCUUAGCAUCGGUGAUUGUAUAGGUGGCACUGAUGCUGCCAACCUGCUGAAGCCCGCACUGGCUCGUGGUCGCAUCCCCUGUGUGGGUGCCACGACUCUCAAAGAGUACCACAGGCACAUUCAGGCGGAUGCCGCACUCGAGCGGCGAUUCCAAAAGGUUCACGUCGAGGAGCCAAGCGUGAAUGCGACCAUUGCCAUUCUGCGGGGGCUUAAACAGCAGUACCAAGACCACCAUGGCUUGGAAAUUCAGGAUGCCGCUAUUGUUGCUGCCACACAGCUCGCUGGCCGCUACAUCACUGAUCGUCAGUUUCCUGAUAAGGCAAUUGAUCUAAUUGAUGAGGCAUGCGCUGCCACAAGGAUGCUGGUCGACAGAAAAAUAGAAGCAACCGCCACACGGACACAGAUCUGCAACAAGCAAAAGUUGACUGCGCAAAGUAGAUCUAUAAAUGCAGUAAAGGAAGGAAUUGUUGGUCGUGCUCAUGUCGCACAGGUUUUGAGCCGGUGGACUGGAAUUCCUGUCGCUGCUAUUGAUCAAGAGGAGAAGGAGAAAUUACUCCACUUAGCAGACAAAUUGCAUGAGCGAGUUGUUGGCCAGGAUGAGGCGGUUAAUUUGGUGGCGCAAACCAUGUUACGUUCCAGGGUCGGCCUUGAUCAGCCUGGCCAACCAAUAGGUUCUUUUCUCUUUCUGGGCUCGACUGGUGUUGGAAAGACAGAGCUUGCAAAGUCGCUUGCCGAGCAGCUUUUUGACAGUGAGAAGAUGUUGGUUCGCUUUGACAUGUCUGAAUAUUCCGAGCAUGGAUCUGUGAUGCGCCUCAUUGGAGCACCUCCAAGCUAUAGGGGUUAUGAAGAUGGUGGUCAACUGACUGAGAAAGUCAAGAAGCGCCCAUACAGUGUCAUCCUCUUUGAUGAGGUGGAGAAGGCACAUCCCUCGGUGUUCAAUGUUUUUCUCCAACUUCUCGAUGAUGGUGUGUUGACCGAUGGCCAAGGCCGGACAGUAGAUUUCAAGAACACCAUCAUCAUUAUGACCUCAAAUCUAGGAUCAAAGCACCUUGCACAAGGAAUGACUGGAGAAACCACAAUGCAAGACGCACGGGACCUUGUCAUGAAAGAGGUUCGGGAACACUUCGCUCCCGAGCUUCUCAAUAGGCUGAGUGAGAUUGUGAUAUUUGAUCCCCUUUCACAUGACAUACUGAAGGAGAUUGUGAAAAUCCAGGUGAAGGGUGUUGUUGCCAGAGUAGGUAAUAAGGGCAUCUCUCUACAUCCGAGUGAUUCUGCCUUGGACAUUAUUUUGUCGGAAUCAUAUGAUCCCAUGUACGGUGCAAGGCCUAUUAGGAGGUGGUUGCAGAAGAAUGUGAUGACCGUGAUCUCCGAGAUGCUGGUCAAAGGAGACGCUUCUGAAGGUUCAAUAAUCUACAUUAAUGGUACUGCCGAUAACAAAGGACUCAAGUAUGAAGUGGUGAAGAAGGUGGCAGAUCAUCUUGGCAACCUGCACUAGAGCCCCUUUUCCCUGGCGCAGCUGGGCCAUCCUGGACUUGAACCAGAGUCCUUGCCUGUCAAGUCAAAUCAUCGCCCCUAGGAUGAGGAGAGUGAUGAUUUUUUCCAUGGUCACUACCAUAUAUAAAAGAUAACGUCAUAGCGCCUGAAAAGCCUAAGUUGGCUGUCCAAACGUUUUCUGCUAGGAGAGACCGUGCGUUGUGGUGGUCUUGGACCAUAUGGAAGUAGUAGUAACUAACAACAGGUCGUUGCCUUUCUGUGGUUGGCAGUUU
Lolium rigidum is the source of this 2397-nucleotide messenger RNA. RefSeq names its product chaperone protein ClpB1-like. Gene Ontology annotation, biological process: cellular response to heat. The transcript is spliced from 7 exons. Gene Ontology annotation, cellular component: cytoplasm. Gene Ontology annotation, molecular function: ATP hydrolysis activity; ATP binding. The record is from RefSeq and is a predicted model, not a curated record. NCBI's taxonomy places the organism in Eukaryota, Viridiplantae, Streptophyta, Magnoliopsida, Poales, Poaceae. Bases 129 to 2126 code for a protein of 665 amino acids.